Leptinotarsa decemlineata (Colorado potato beetle) is the source of this 3180-nucleotide messenger RNA. It is a transcript of the gene dmpd, whose product is annotated as F-box protein dampened. The record is from RefSeq and is a predicted model, not a curated record. Gene Ontology annotation, cellular component: nucleus. Gene Ontology annotation, biological process: positive regulation of DNA-templated transcription. Gene Ontology annotation, molecular function: transcription coactivator activity; protein binding. Lineage: Eukaryota; Metazoa; Arthropoda; Insecta; Coleoptera; Chrysomelidae.
CGAAGUAAUCUUUUUAUUCUUGCGAUGAAAUGGCACUCGAAUUUUCGUUGCGACAUACUCUAGUGAAUUUAAUUUGAAUUUUGUAAUUCUUAGAAUAGUUUUUUGAUUUUCAUUACUUUAAUCGAUUCGACAUUAAUAUUAGUAUAAUCGAUCAUAAUACAAUUUUUGGAAUAGAUAGAGGAUCGUUUCCAAAAAAAUGUCAACAUUGUCCAGCUAUUAAAAAUUGAGAAUGUGUUAAGAGGUUUCAGUUGAUUCUGGAUUCCUGCCUAAAAUAAAAGGAUUGAAAUAUGGUCUCAACAAGGCAAAUGACAAUAGGGAACAAUGGGGCUGUGGAAGGAAACCAACUUCCCAGUGACGGACCUGCAAAAUUUACUAGGAACAGUACUACUUCGAUGGCUGGGUGUAGUGGGACUGUGCCAUAUUCCAAGAUACUCACACCCCCGGUGCAAACAGUGUAUUUUUUGGAUCUCCCACAAGAAAUUUUGGAGAAAAUAUUCGGCUACUUACCAUUUAGGAAUAUCUGUCAGAUGAGAUUGAUAUGUCGCACGAUUGACCAAGUGUGCAGCCAAAUUUUAAAUUCAACCUUCCUCCGACUCCAAAACCAAAUGCUGGCAAGAUAUCAAGAUAUUAAAGCUAAGAUGCCAAGGAGAGAAUCUGCAAGACGCAGUCAUCAUCUUGCUUGCGAAAGUGACAUUAUUGAAACGCUCCACAUGCGUCUCACUUUGCUGCAGAUGUCAUUUGGAAAACACAUUGAAAGAAGACAUUGUUGUUUUUUUCCUGGAGAAAUUCUCGAUGAGGUGUAUCAUAUACUCAAUUACAUUAAAGUUACACCCAAGCUGGAUUUGCCUUACAAGGUCACUGAUGAGUUGUUUGAUCUCUCGACAAUGGCCAUGGAAUAUUUCAAAGAAAAAAUUGAACCCAAUUUACCUGAAAUAGCAUAUUUCAGUUCAGAUUUUUUGAAUUUCUCUGGAAGUUUCGCCAAUUCAUCGGCUCUAUCCUCGGAAGUGUCCAAAGAUAGUGGUCAUGCUUCAACAGAUGAGCUGGAGAGUGGAGAGGACAUGGUUGAGACCAUACCUCAAUCGAACAUGGUUCUGCGAAAACGCAUCAGAAAGAUUAAGCAAGGUAUGAAGCGUUACAACAGCCAGUUGAGUCUUCUACGUCAAGAUCUGCGAUCCUGCAGGAAGAAGACAUCUGACCAACAGAAACAAAUUUCUGAACAGCAGAAGCAGCUGGCCGAUCAACAGAAACAAACCGUCGAGUACGCGACCAGAUUGGAUGACUAUGAUAAGAAAAACGAAGAGAUCUCACGCAAGUUCAGUACUCUAUUGCAAGAAUUGAACAAAUGCAAAACAGAAUUGCAAUACUGGAGGUGUAGGUCACCAUCCACAAACUCCAUCUGCAACAAUUGUGGCAAUGCCAUCCUGCCUCAGCCUGAUGAAUUGCAAGCUCUCAUGAACCAAGGAGUCAUUCCAGAAGGAUUAGGAAUUGAACAGCCAGUUGAGUUGGUAGUUGACGUGAAUAUUGCUUCACCAAAACAAACGGAAACGGAAGGAGAACCUUCUAAAGGCACCGACAAAAAGGUUUUGAUAACUGACCAACCCAGCACAUCAGUAGAAACGUCCCCGAGCAAAGCCAAAAGGAAAGUGGAAGAAGAACAGGUGGAACAGCCGAAGACAAAGACACGCCGUUUCAAUAAAAUUCGCAGCAAGCGCUGCGGAAAGGUUUGAGCAUUGCCGAUUAAUAUCAUUGAAGGGCAUACACUACAAAAAUAUGCUUCAUUAUCGUAGUUGAUGUGUAGCAGACCAGUUUGUGAGAUAGUUUAGAGAGUAAUUAGAGAAUAGGUAAGUCAACAAUUUUUGCUUAAGGACGUAAGGGAGGAUAACUAUAAAGAAAAUCAAAAUAUAUUCUAUUUGACACGCACAGUACUGUAUCAAAACUUUUACUUAAGAGGUUUAUUUUUUGAAGACAGUUUUUGGUUGGUAGGUUAUCUUUUAUUUUUGAAUGCUGUUUAGGUAAUACUUCAACAUGAAAAAUGAAUUAUUAGACAAAUUCUUGAAACUGGAUAAACUUUGUAUAAGUUGAAAAUCAUCAUCUCUGGGUAGAUUUGAUGUUGAAUUUGGUGUAAAGAAGUGCUUCUUUACAAAAAAUCAAUCGGAAAAAAAUUUAGUCUAUUUUAGAGUGCCGUCUUUGACUUUUUAUGAAAUUUCACAUUUCAACUAGACAUUCUCAUUAUUAUUAAUGAGUCAACUGUCUUGUGCAUUAUCCAACCACUAAAUAAGUAUAAACACUGUUUCAACAUCAGAAAAGAUUAUCUAAGAAAUGGUUAAAACUUUCUCUGAGACAAUUGUGAUGCCAGUGACUUCUGACAUCUUAUUACUUUCUCAUACCAGAAGGGACUUCUUUUUCUCUGUUAAAAAAAAGUAUGUAAUGAAACAAAACAGCACAUAGUAAAGAAUAUAACUUUGAAAGAACGAAGAUAUUGUAGACAAAAAAAUCCUCAAACAACAUAGUUUGUCUCACUCUAUUUUGGGUUAUGUUUGUUACAGGCAUUUUAUGCUUAUAACUGUAUAAGUAUUUGUUAAUAGAAAGGUGUAUAUUUAUUAAUUCCUAAUGAUUCACUUACUUCUUUAAGCUCUUAUUGUUUUUGGUGUAUCAUUUCUGAGAAACAUCAGCGACUGGUAAUGUGUGGAAAAAUUUUCCUCUCACCCUUUCCUACAUCCUAACAACUCGUUUUUAUAGUAAAAUUGCAACUCCAAGCACGUUUCAGGAAAAGUUUUUGCAUCAUUUCAAAGUCAGGUUUUCUAAUAAUCGAUUUCAUUAGUGGAUCUACUCAAUCAAAUCAAUUAUAUCUAUUGAAGAGUUCGAACAACUGAAAGUCUGUGAUUCAAUAACAUUACCGAAUAUAGGAAUUCAAGAAAAGUUCGAAAGUAAAAUAUGUAUUUGUGUUGUAUAUUCUUGAAUUGAGUUUCCUUUUUUCUUAUGUUCCAAAAAGAGGAGUUCAAGUUAUUAAAUUACACUGUAUUCAAAUUUGUAUCCUGACCUUCUGUCUACAGUAACUAGUUUUAGUCUAUUGAAAGUCUUUCAGAAUAUGUGAUUCCAAGAGCUUCUUGAUAAUAAAUUCCUAAAAUUGGAUCUACUUUUUUUGGAAUAUAUUUCAAUUCUUCAAAUUGCUUUUUAUAU